AUGAUUUUUGAGUCGGACUCUGCACUCAGGAACUUGGAACGUCUACUCCGGAAGACGAUUGAUUUGAAGACUCUUCUGAGCGGCAAAAGUGUAUUAGAAUGCACCAUAACGGCCUCGAAACUUUUUAUGGAGAACAAUGAGGGAUCAUUUACAACAGGCAAUGUUUCGAAGGAGUACAUGGACUUGUACAUACUGGUGAAAAAUAAAGUCACAGAGUUAUAUGACAACAUAAAUCAAAUGAAAUACGAAUAUCAGAAGCAUCCCCAUCUCACGAUGAUAUGUGCUCUUCCCAAAUAUAAAAGCUUGGUCAAUGGCUUUCACUCAGCUCUCGAAGAGAUUGGUCACUUCUUGAAGGUGCAGGAUUUGAUAAAUCACGGCAUCAAUUCCAAGCCACCCACUACUCAUGCAAAACAGCUGAAACGCUCGGUGCGGAGUGUUAAUCGAGGGGAGCCUCAUGCCCGCAUACCUGCACAGCCUCGACCACCUAGUCGAGUUGAUAAAAGGAUUAAGUAUGCUCAAAAACCCCAAAAUACCCGCUCUAGAAGAAACCAGAGGCCACAUAGCCUUGAUCUUGUCCGCCAAAAUAUGGAUACAUGCAUCUACAACCGACAAAAGAGAGGUUCAUGCCGAAACUGUGGACUAUACAACCACUGGGAGAGUGAGUGCAGCCAUUGCUGUGGAAGGUGCUCGAGAGAUAAUCAUACUGUCUCGUUUUGUUGGAAGACGCCUUCCUGCUAUACUUGGAAUGCGGCUACAGCAAAAGCUACAGAUACGAUGUCCACCAAUAACCCCAACUGGAAGGAGUUCAUUAACGUAAUUCCCGGUCGGUUCGUGAAUCCCGGUCGGUUCGUAAACCUCCAAAAAUUCCGAACGCGCCAGCCACCACGAACUUCAACCGACCACCAUGCCACGAAAAGCGCGUAA
This is a messenger RNA of Aspergillus nidulans FGSC A4, 924 nucleotides long. RefSeq lists its product as uncharacterized. The transcript is spliced from 4 exons. NCBI's taxonomy places the organism in Eukaryota, Fungi, Ascomycota, Eurotiomycetes, Eurotiales, Aspergillaceae. Bases 1 to 924 code for a protein of 307 amino acids. The record is from RefSeq and is a predicted model, not a curated record.